Molecule: messenger RNA, 1506 nt
Organism: Diabrotica balteata
Lineage: Eukaryota; Metazoa; Arthropoda; Insecta; Coleoptera; Chrysomelidae
Source: the annotation of a GenBank genome assembly
AUGGAUGUUUCCAACGGCAAAAAUAUGUUGAUGUUAUUAUUGUUUGCAGCCACAGUCACCGGUUAUCAUUUAGGUAACGAGUAUGAAACUAACAACAAACGUUUUCCUGAAAACUUUAUGUUUGGUGUGGCAACUUCUGCAUACCAAGUAGAAGGUGCUUGGAAUGUAGACGGAAGGACUCCAAGCAUUUGGGAUAACAUGACACACGAAAACCCCGCGUUUACUCCGGACAGAAGCAAUGGUGAUGUUGCAUGUCUAUCUUACUACAAAUAUAAGGAAGAUGUUCAAAUUCUAAAAGCUAUGGGUGUUAAGCAUUAUAGAUUUUCCAUUUCAUGGUCCAGAAUUCUUCCUACUGGUUACCCAGACCAAAUUAAUGAAGCAGGAAUAACAUACUAUCGAAACCUUAUUAACGAACUCAGAGACAAUGGUAUAGAACCCUUAGUAACCAUAUCCCAUUGGGACCUACCUCUAACUCUUGAAAAGCUGGGGGGUUUUCAGAACCCAGACAUCCAAAAUUGGUUCCCUAAUUACGCCAGAGUACUCUUUCAGAACUUCGGAGAACAAGUUAAGUAUUGGAUCACUUUUAAUGAACCGAGGCAGACUUGUAUGGGAGGAUACGGCUACGGGUACUAUCCACCCGCUGUUCAUUCGGAGGGACUUCUUGAAUAUAGCUGUGCUCAUAAUUUGCUUAGGGCUCAUGCUAGAGCCUGGCAUGUAUAUGAUAAAGAAUUUAGACCUAGUCAGAACGGAAAAAUAUCUAUUGUUGUUGAUACAAGCGCCUACGUGCCAGCUUCUGAUAGCCAAGAAGAUAAAAUUGCUGCAGAUACAAAGUUCCAGUUCGAGUUGGGAUGGUACGCCAAUCCCGUCCACUUCGGAGACUACCCCGAUAUUAUGAAGAGCAGAGUAGCCGAACGCAGCAGAGGCGAAGGAAGGAGCCAAUCGCGGCUACCAGAAUUCACUGAGGAAGAGAAAGCUUUGCUUAAAGGGACAGCCGAUUUCUUUGCUUUCAACACUUAUUCUGCCAAUUUGGUUCAGCACAUGGAUGAUCCUCCAAUCUAUAAUCCUCCUUCUAAAUGGCAAGACAUUGGGGUUAACGAUUUUCAGCCUUCAGAAUGGGCCAACAGUACUCAACCCAGUUGGUUUAAGAUUGCUCCAUGGACAAUGAGGAUUCUUUUGAAUUGGAUAAAAGACCACUACGAAAAUCCUGAAAUUCUUAUUACUGAAAAUGGUUUAUGUACCGAUGAUGACAACAAAAGGAUCAACUAUAUUAGAGAUUAUCUUAGCUACAUUAGAGAUGCCAUGGUAGAAGAUGGAGUUAAAGUAAUUGGAUAUACCGUGUGGAGUAUAAUGGAUAAUUUUGAAUGGCAAUUAGGAUACACACAAAAAUAUGGGCUUUACGAAGUAGAUUUUAAUGAUCCCAAUAGACCGAGGACAGCAAGACCUUCAGCUGAAUUCUACACCAAAGUUUGCAAAACCAGGUGUCUUACUGACAAUUGCAUAGACUAG